Molecule: messenger RNA, 653 nt
Organism: Nelumbo nucifera (sacred lotus)
Lineage: Eukaryota; Viridiplantae; Streptophyta; Magnoliopsida; Proteales; Nelumbonaceae
Product: RNI-like superfamily protein
Biological process (GO): SCF-dependent proteasomal ubiquitin-dependent protein catabolic process
Cellular component (GO): SCF ubiquitin ligase complex
Molecular function (GO): protein binding
Source: RefSeq, a predicted model, not a curated record
CGUUUUCUCUCCGAGCGCUUUUCAAUUCUCUUCCGAAGUCUCAACUGCCUGUCCAAAAUCCAAAGCUGAGAAAACGGGGUUCUCUCUCUCCCUCUCUGAGUCUGUUGUUCUCUAUUAACUUUUCUUCCCUCUGCGAUGCUUCCACCGAUCGAUAAAUCGGUAAGGGGAACUCGUUCUUUCUCCCUCAAAUGGAUUCUUAAUCUUUUGUUAGGUUCGAGUUUCUACAAAAAAUUUGAUCUUUGAUCCUCGAGGAUGUCCCAAGCAGAUGUCUCUUACAGCUGUGGGUCUUGUGGUUACCCUUUGAACUUGAAUUCUUCUAACCGUAUUACUUCUGGCAUAGGUUCUGAUUACCGCAAAUCCAUUAAGAAGGGUUUUAUCUCUUUCCUUUCCAUUGAUAUUAGCAGAUUCACACAAGUUGAUGAGGUAAAUUGUCUCCCUGUCUCUUGGGGCCGCUACCGUUCAAAAACCAAACUUCUUUGUCGUAAAUGUGGAGUUCUUAUUGGCUAUGGGUAUGGAGACUCACCUGCUCUCUGUGGUUUUGACUCUCCCACAUCAUCUGCCUCUGCUUAUAAGUUCACCAUAAAGAUACGAGCUUUACAGCCAUCAGAAGAAAGCACAAAUGGGGGAUCAUUGUAAGGAUAGCGUGACCUCCA